AUGGCCACCGGUGAACCUCCAGGGACAGCGGCGUUCGUAUUUCAGUGUUCAAUCAUGACAUCUAAAAAUUCGACUUCACCAUCGGUGGGAUCAACCGCCAUCGGUUCUCAUUUGAAAAAGAUUGUAAUGAGGAUUCUUUCUUUAACUAGUAGCUCAUCGGGUUGUGAAAGAAAUUGGAGCACGACUUUGGAAGUGCUUUUAGCAAAUGAUUCUCACUCGGCUCAAGAAUGGAUUAUAGAUGGAGAUGACGGUGAUGGAGAUGAAGUUGACCCCGAAUCAGUUAUGGAAGCGAUUGAUGAAGCUCUCGCGACUAAUGAUAAUCAAGUACCCCGUAAAAGUUCAACAACAAGAGAACUUUAUGAUGAAGAUUUCGAAUCCGAGAAUGAGGAGCAAGUGUUUGAAGAAGAUGAAUAUGAGUCAGAUGGAGUUAAAAUAGUGGAAGAACUUGAAGAUUAG
Molecule: messenger RNA, 456 nt
Organism: Lactuca virosa
Lineage: Eukaryota; Viridiplantae; Streptophyta; Magnoliopsida; Asterales; Asteraceae
Source: the annotation of a GenBank genome assembly